Messenger RNA from Cynara cardunculus var. scolymus (artichoke), 783 nucleotides. RefSeq lists its product as uncharacterized. The coding region runs from base 1 to 783 and encodes 260 amino acids. NCBI's taxonomy places the organism in Eukaryota, Viridiplantae, Streptophyta, Magnoliopsida, Asterales, Asteraceae. The transcript has 2 exons. The record is from RefSeq and is a predicted model, not a curated record.
AUGGCUCAAUCCCAAACACAACAGCAAAUGAUGACUCUAAAUCAAUCUUUGUUCUAUCAACAAAGUGUUGCCAUUAGAAACCUGGAAACACAAGUUAGCCAACUUGCUCUUAAUCAAAAUAGUAGAGCCCUUGGUACUUUGCCUAGUAACACUGAAGUCCCGAGAGAUCUAGGAAAAGAUCAUGUAAAGGUAGUGACUCUUAAGAGUGGUAAGGAAUUAACGGAGACCAUACCAAAAGACAGUGAACAGGUUGUGUCCAAACCUAAGGCUGUACCCAUGGUCCCUGUUACUGAAAGUCCACCUAAACCUAUGGAUGACCAACCUCCUAUGACCACCACUUUUGUUCCUCCUAAGUCGAACUAUCCUUUGUUAUUCCCUGAAGAAGUUGUUAGGAAAAAGCCAAUUGAGGAUGAGGUUAUAACAGAGGUUAAGGAAUCAAAAAAAGAACUACAAUUCAAGAAGUUUUUGGAAGUGUUUAAAGAAUUGCAUAUUAGCAUACCCCUUGUUGAAGCAAUUGAGCAAAUGCCCAGUUAUGCCAAGUUCCUUAAAGAUAUUUUGAGUAAGAAGAAGAAGUUAACCGAAUAUGAGAUCGUAGCUCUUACCGAGGGAUGUAGUGCGCUUCUAACCAACAAAAUACCCCCCAAGCUUAAAGACCCAGGGAGUUUCACUAUUACUUGUUCUAUAGGUGGAAAGGAGAUUGGUAAAGUUUUGUGUGAUUUAGGAGCUAGUAUCAACCUUAUGCCCUUGUCUGUUUUUGUUAGCUCUGUUAUUCAUCUCUUGUAA